Medioppia subpectinata is the source of this 2636-nucleotide messenger RNA. NCBI's taxonomy places the organism in Eukaryota, Metazoa, Arthropoda, Arachnida, Sarcoptiformes, Oppiidae. The record is from the annotation of a GenBank genome assembly.
AUGGUGAUUAUAAGCGCUCAGUCGCUAAAGGCUUACAACAAAUACUAUGACAACAAACUUAAGCUCAAAGUCAUUCACUUCUGUCCGCUCGACGGCCGCGAAGGAGAUCCCAAAUGCAAGCGGAUUGUGAUUACCACCGAUUGUUCGCAACACUCGACGCCAUCCACACCACAAUCACAACAACGACAACACGACUGUCCGCCCACUGCUGUCGACACAUAUCUCGUGAUAGUCUUCUACGGCUCGUACGCGAAGACACCGUUCAAGAAGUCACCGCUGAAGACGGGACAAGUGUUUACGUUAUACCGAUUCGAGACGAGUGUAAUGCCGAAGAAUAAAGUGUUCAAAUCGAACGGACGUAUUUUCGACAACUUCUUCGAGCCGUUAGUUGUGGUGAAAGCGGAGUUCGAGCCGACCAUCAAAUGGUUGGUCAGUCUUCGUGAAGAGCCGUUCACUGCCAUCGCCGACAGCGACUCCUUUCCCGAAGACAACCAAACGGACGCAACGAUUGAUAGCCAUCACGAGGACAACACCGACGCGAGUGUCACUCAAACGGCAACAGAUGAGCAAAAGAUGGCGAAGUCGGCCAAAAACACGCUUUCGGCCAAAAAGAGGCUUAGAUUUGCUUCAAAUGACGACGAGUUGGGCUCUGAUUUCACGUCCGACGAAGACUUUGACACCGGAUUGACGGCCACUCAGAGGAAGAGGAAAGAGAGCGCUAACAAGAAGUCGACUAAUAAUAGACAGACAUGUCUUUCGCCACGAAAUCCAAACAGUAAUCGCGGCAAUUGUGUGACGACUAUAACAAGAGUUCCCGUCUCGAGUCCGUCCACCAGUACUCGAAGUCCCACAACGAGUGGUCACAGACGCCACGAAUACAAGACUCUGAUCGAAGUACACAAUCUGUUUCCAGUGAGUGGAAAGACCUAUUGUCACAUCUAUGGUGUCCUCAGGUAUCGGGACUUUAAGAAAAACACCAUUCAUUUGAGGGAUGAGAAGGCGUUCACUUCGACCAUACAGUUGAGGCCCGGGAACAGCUCUUUCCGUCACUACCCGGCGUUCAGACCGGGAGAUAUCGUGCGAAUACAUCGCGUAUUACUGGCGCCCAAUUGUAUGGAUAUUAUCUGUUGUGAUCCCAAAGAUGUGGUGGUCUUCGAGGCGUUUCAAGACUCGCAAUGCUUUUCGCCGAUCAAUACUAGUGUUCGGCCGACGUUUGAGUCGUUCGAUAGGCAGCGCAAGGAAGAGCUCGACCAGUGGUUUGCCGACGAUCUGCUCGCAGACAGUCUGAGCGAAAAGAAGUCGUCCACUAAUUAUCAUCUGUACGCAGACCUCGCGGUUCAAGUGCUUCGCGUGACCACAACUCGAGACAGAACCGAAUUAGUCGUUUGGGACACAACGCCGCCGGCGUUGAGGACAUUCCGUUCAGACGUGUCGACCGCUGGUAUGGGUCUCGACAGCGCCGAAGAAGAAUUGAUUCGUAUUGUUAAUGAAAAUCAGAUGUCAAUUGUAGUGACAGUGUUUGAACAGCACUCAAACGACGCCCAAUCCAUCAAACCGUUUGACUUUAUAGUACUGUUUAAUGUGAGCGUUAGGGCCGACAGGUUUAGGGACGGCUUCUAUAUGUAUGCACUUAACUCUGGCUAUCAUUUCGGCAAAUGUAUACGUUUUGUGAAACCAAACGCUUACUUAAGCAAAAGACUAUACGAUAAGAUAGAAGAGUAUAAAGUGAUGUCAGCCGUGAAUGUGGGCACGCCUUCCAUCGAAGACGCCGUACUCUCGCAGUCGUUUCCGGCCGACAGUCAGGACGUAUCGACAUUCCCGGCGGCCGUCGAUCAGAGCGCUAUGUUCUCAGAUAUGGCCGACUUUGAGAUGGAUUUGCAUGAAGUGAUCGAUGAGUUGGAGAACAACGAGUGCUAUCUUCCGGUCUCCCAUAUCGUCGACAUUCCCUUCAAAAACAUAUUGAUUGAUGAGUUGAUCAGCGAUGGAGUGGACAAACACUUGUAUAAAGUGAAGGCUCGUGUCAUUAAUUAUCUGCCAUCGAGUGAGAAGCGGGACGUGAUCUCUGUGUUGUGCACUAAUCAAGACUGCCAUCGAAUGAUCACUUUAAGGCACGCCAUCACUGAUGACCCGCUCAUCGAAUCUAUCAUCGAGUCCUCCAAAGACAAGAAACUGCUCCUCAAUUGUCUCAAAUGUCAACAAAGUUCGUGUGUUUUAGUGUUUAAAUUCAUUUUCAUUCUCGAAGACAAUAAGCAUAAGAAACUGAUGGCACAGCUGUUCGGCCACAACGCCGAGCUGUUCCUGAGGGCCACACCGGAAGCGGUGCUGCAGAUCGAGUCGAAGUGGCAUUUCGUCGAAAGACUAUUGAAUUAUAUUUGCGCUCGUAUUUCAUCCGUUGAUUCCAACCACUCGUCAAAUGUAUUGAAUUAUUGGAUUCUUCAGCCCUCGAAAGUGGACAACACCACCGAAGACGGCGACGUCUAUAUAUAUCAGAUCAGAACCGCUGUUGCCAUCGAAACGGCCGAUAAAUGUAUUGGACUUAAUCUGACCUAAACUGACAUUUGUUUGAUAUUUUCAUCGAUAAUUUAUAUUAUAUUUUUACAUUGUUUAGUAAUAAUUACAUUAGUUUUAUAUACAGC